UUUAUUCUGAUGGUCCACUCUCCUUCAGGACCAGCUGUGAUGAUGGGGAACGCUGCGCUGCUGCUGUUUUGUUGCCUGGUCAUGCCUCUGUCAGGCUCACCUCUCUACCCAUCCAUUAAGUUUGGACAGAAGGACAUGUCCAUCCUCAUGACGUCUUCUAUAAAGAAUCCAGAAGAGCAGAUGGACAAGGACACACGUCCUCUGAGGGACAGAGAAGAGCUGCGCUCUGAGCGCCAUGCCGACGCCAUCUUUACGAACAGCUACAGGAAGGUUCUGGGUCAGAUAUCUGCCAGGAAGUUCCUUCAGACCAUCAUGGGCAAACGGCUGGGAGACGAAAGUGAGAGUUACAUGAAGCGUAAGUCAGAUAUAUACGAGGGAACGUUUAAAGAAGAUAUUACAUCUAUCCAGAGCGACCAGAGGUACAGAAGUGUGCAGGGCAGCGUCGUGAGGCCGAGGUAG
Nematolebias whitei (Rio pearlfish) is the source of this 459-nucleotide messenger RNA. It is a transcript of the gene ghrh, whose product is annotated as growth hormone releasing hormone. The record is from RefSeq and is a predicted model, not a curated record. Gene Ontology annotation, molecular function: peptide hormone receptor binding; neuropeptide hormone activity; growth hormone-releasing hormone receptor binding. NCBI's taxonomy places the organism in Eukaryota, Metazoa, Chordata, Actinopteri, Cyprinodontiformes, Rivulidae. The transcript has 4 exons. The coding region runs from base 10 to 459 and encodes 149 amino acids. Gene Ontology annotation, cellular component: extracellular region; terminal bouton; perikaryon. Gene Ontology annotation, biological process: positive regulation of growth hormone secretion; positive regulation of multicellular organism growth; positive regulation of cell population proliferation.